Calliphora vicina (urban bluebottle blowfly) is the source of this 1705-nucleotide messenger RNA. Its product is annotated as zinc finger protein 69-like. Gene Ontology annotation, molecular function: DNA-binding transcription factor activity, RNA polymerase II-specific; RNA polymerase II cis-regulatory region sequence-specific DNA binding. Bases 257 to 1657 code for a protein of 466 amino acids. Gene Ontology annotation, biological process: regulation of DNA-templated transcription. The record is from RefSeq and is a predicted model, not a curated record. Lineage: Eukaryota; Metazoa; Arthropoda; Insecta; Diptera; Calliphoridae. The transcript is spliced from 5 exons.
GGGAGCAAAUAAAAAUUCAGAUCGUCAAAAAUGUGGAAAUAUAUUAAUAAAUAUAAAAACUAUUAAAAACAAGAAUAAGAUUUUUACAUUUCAUUGUGCUUUUUGUAGCACGGACUGCGAUCAAUUAAAAAAGUUCUCUAAACAUCUUGAAGAGCAUUUGCAUCAUUUUGAAGAUGCAGAAUAUACAGAGGAACAAGUCAAGUGUCCAAUUCUUGUAUUCGAACCAGAAGAAAUUAAGGUCGAAGAAUCAUUAGAUAUGGAAGUAAUUGAAGAAGACUAUAAGAAAAUUGUAAAUAGCUCUACAUGUUCUGAAGUAUAUAGAGAUCCUUUGGAGACAAGGAAAUCUGAAAAAAACGUACUAAAAAACAUGGAUAGUGUAGAGGAUUUUGUGAUAACAGACGUUAAAGAUGAACGUGAAGAAAUUGUCAAAGAUAAUGUUGAAUGUUGUGAAAUAGGCAAGAAUAAAGUGACAUUUGAUAACAGUACAAAUAGCAUCCCAGAAGAGACCACCAAUAAUUUUAAUCAACGAUAUCCUUUCAUACUAAAAGAUUGUAGUUCCGAUGAAUUCUCUGACGAUUCAAACGACGCAGAUUUUGAUGUUGAAUUAAGCACUGAAAAUACCGCUGAUACACUAAAAAAGGAAACUAAAACAAAGAAGUCAAAAAACUCUGAAAAUAAGAAAAAAUCAGCAAAAGAAACCAGCGAUGUAGAUGAUGUUAAUAAAUUCUCAAAUACAAACAAGCCAAAGAAACGUCGACGGACUAUAAUUGAAACAAUAUUACCAAAUUUAAUAAAACAAUACAAAAAGUAUGAAAUUUUAUGGCAGGUAGAUAAUAUCUCAUUUGGAGUAAAAAAUAAAAAAUAUGAAGUUUAUGCCAAAAUACUUGAGGAGUUAAAAAUAGAACAAGAUGUAAACAUAAGCUUGGAGGAUAUAAACUACCACAUGAACUAUUUAAAUGAAUUGUAUUCCAAAGAUAAAGAACAAGAAUUAAGGUGUAAAAUGGAAGAAAAGAUAUUUGUACCUGAAUAUGAACUCUAUACGGAAAUGUCAUUUCUCAGCGACAGUCAAGGGCCAUUUGUAUGUACGAUUUGCAAUGAAAUACUGCCAAAAUAUGAUUCCUACUGCCAGCAUAUGGCUCAACACAAUGGAACACAGCCAUUUAAGUGUCCUUCCUGUGAUGUGACGUUUACUAAUUAUCACAAGUACCUCAUACAUAAAAAACGUCAUUUGGGCAUAUAUAAUUUUCACUGUGAUAUAUGCGGCAAAGGGUAUCUGUUUAAAAACGAUUUAGAAUGGCAUGUAACUUCUCAUACAGGUGAUAAACCAUAUUUGUGUCAAAUAUGUGGCACCGGUUUUAGAGCACGACAUGGUUACGACAAUCAUAUACGUCGACACGAGGAACGCUUUCGCUAUGAAUGUCACAUUUGUAAAAGAGGAUUCAAUCAACUACAUGCUCUCAACAAUCAUGUUAAGUCUCAUCUCAACAUUCGCGACAUCAUAUGCAAUAUUUGUGGCAAAGGUUUUGUACAUAACAAAUAUUUAAAGAGACACCAACUUAUACAUGGCGAAGUAAAAAAUUAUAAGUGCAAUGAAUGCGGCAAGGCGUUUUUCCAGGCGUGCGGCUUACGAGCCCAUCGAAAAAAUCAUCAUUCCUAAUCCACAAACAAUAUUAAAAAUAUACAUAAAUGUAUUAGGCUUAAUUUU